Messenger RNA from Salvelinus fontinalis (brook trout), 9844 nucleotides. Its product is annotated as coiled-coil domain-containing protein 149-like. Lineage: Eukaryota; Metazoa; Chordata; Actinopteri; Salmoniformes; Salmonidae. The record is from RefSeq and is a predicted model, not a curated record.
CUAGGCUGUCUCUCAGACUUGAGGCAGGUAUCCCGCUCUGUCCGACAGCUAAAAACAAAAAUGAGAACAUAUAUUUUAUGUAAAAAAUAUGUAUAUGUAUCUGAACGCUUGACCAUGCUGCCUGGUUGACAACAUAACCAAGCGGCUCAGAUUGCUAUUCGAUUUGAUUGGCGCUCCUCCCUCACCGACUUCGCCCGGUCACGUGAUGGGUCAGAGGCUGGUUCAGUGCGGGCCAGCUUAAUAGAACUGCCAUAGAUGCAGCGAAGCGGAGGAGGAGUCAAAAGAAGAGAAGUCACCUUGCUGAAGACAGUAGCGUACCAACUAAUACAGGAAAACCGUGAAAUUUGCGUGUUGGAAGAGGCUGCGAAAUUAUGAAUUCUUCGAAAAGGAGUGAAAGUGACUGGCAAGGCCUGGUGAGCGAGUUCCUGGUGUGUAAGCGUAAGCUGGACAGCAAGAAGGAGGCCCUCCUGAUCCUGUCCAAAGAGCUGGACACCUGUCAACAGGAGAGAGACCAGUACAAGCUGAUGGCCAACCAGCUGCGAGAACACCACCAAGGACUCAAGAAGAAGUACAGGGAGCUCAUUGAUGGAGAUCCUUCUUUACCACCUGAAAAACGCAACCAGGUGAACUUGGCUCAGCUGUUGAGAAACGCAAGGGAGCGAGGGAAACAGCUAGUCGAGGAGGUGAAGGAGCUGAAUCAGAGACUGGCAGAGGCCCAGGGGGAUAACAAGCUGCUGAGGAUGACAAUCACUAGACAGAGGCUGGGGGAUGAGGAGGUGGGGGCACGCCACUUCCCCGCCCAUGAGAGAGAAGACCUGGUCCACCAACUGGAGAAGGCAGGGCUACAGAUGGAGGAGCUGGAGAACAGUGUUAAGGCACUGACUGAUGAGCUGGAGGAUGUUAAGGCAGAGCGUGGCGUGUUCAGUGAGAAGGCUGAGCGCCUCAACCUGGAGCUCAACCAUAUCCUGGGUGGCCACGAGACCCGGAUCAUCGACGUGGAUGCCCUCUGUAUGGAGAACAGGUAUUUACAUGAGAGGUUCAACCAAGUCCAAGAGGAGGUGAACUUGCUGAAGUCUAACAUCAUGAAAUACAAGACUGCGUUGGAGAGGAGGAAGAGCUCUAAAUUGUCUGGGAAGUCCAACAGCAGUGCUCUAACAGGAGUCCUCUCUGCCAAACAAGUGCAGGAGUUGUUGUCUGAGGAGCAGGGCUGCAGUCUCCCGGCCACGCCCCAGUCCAUCUCUGACCUAAAGUCCCUGGCCACAGCCCUGCUGGAGACCAUCCAUGAGAAGAACCUGGUCAUUCAGCACCAGAGACACACCAACCGGAUUCUGGGGAAUAGAGUUGCUGAGCUGGAGAGGAAGUUGAAGACAUUAGAGGUGUCCGGCUUGUGGAGUCUUCCAGGCCUGACCUACCACGUUUCUCUGGGAAUAGGGAGGGGACGAGACAACAUUAUGCUGAGCGAGAGCCAGCGACCCGAGCUCCUAUCGCCCAGCAUCAUGCCGUGCCCACCUCAGCCACACACGCACGCAGCAACGCAGCCACCUAAAGACGACAGAAUGGGAGCAUCGUCGUGGGAACGGGCCACAGCUGGCGGUGACUUUGGCGCAGAUGGCGUCGGCGGGGAGGGCGCACCCGAGCCCAGUGACGGGGCGGAGGCUAACUGCAUCUGCCUGAGUGACAGGCGGGGAGUGGAGAUUGUGACGCUGUCGGAGGAGCAGGCUGCCGCGGAGCUGGAAGAAGGGCAGAGUCCCGUGGAGGAGGAGGGGCAUGAGGUGAAAGUGGACGAGGAGCUGGGCUCCACAGUGGAGGAGGGAGAGGAGGCGGCCCUGGCGCUCGAUGCCCCACCCUUAGAGGCGGAGUCAGACUUGGGUGAACUCCCACAGCUGCCUGUAAGGCAAGCUACCAUAGAUGACACCCUUGAGGCGGGUCAUUCGACCUGCCGAUCAAGCACAGGACUCCCUGACACAGAAGAUGCCUCUAAGCCAGCUUCCAUAUUCAAGACCCCAGACUGGGUUGGCACAGAUGGGUGGGGCCUGCACUGUCAAUCAGGACAGUGUGACAGUUGCCAUAGCGACAAUCAUUGAAAAGUGAUGUUUGUUUUGGUUGCAUUACUACUCCCUAGCAAAAUUUCCACAAUGUAGACCAACACCCCUUUUGUGCUCCCAGCCAUUCUUUGCGUGAGUCUAUAGAAUGGAUAGAGAGAACACUUUCUCAGCCUCCCAUUGACAGUCAGUGCCUGAAGUGUACUUUGCAUCUAGAUAGUGUUGUUGCUCUGAAAAGAGCAGACAAUCUUGAAAUCAAUCCACUUGCAAGUCUAAUGUCCUACAGGAGUAAUUUAGCAAAGAAAAUAGCAAAGAUAGCAAAGUCCCCCUGCAAACUGCCUCCAUGGUAUGAUAAUCCCAGCUGUUUGCUUCCUGUUCAUUCCUAAGGGUUGCUAGUUAAAUGAGAGCUGUUUUAUUUUUUCCCGUUGCCCACAUACAGGAGCCACUGAGUUAGUGUGAUGAAUGUAUUAGAUUUGCAUGGAAAUCUGUGAAGAACAUUGUUCGAUAGUUUGUAAUGUAUUUGUAUUGUAGCUUUAUGUAUAUAGAUUAUAGUUACAGUCACUAAUCAAUUAUGGAGCCAUUUCCUUAUUCUGUUUCUAAUGGAAAAGUAGAUGAUAGCUUGUGACUGCAUGUGCCUUAUAUACACUAGAAUAUUUAAAUCAUUUUACAUUUUAAAAUCCAUUUGAAUGAGCUUGACUGACUUUUUGAAUGUCAUAUCUUGCAGUGUCACAUGUCUAACUUGUUGCAUAGGAGCACAGACGUAUAAUCAAUAUGGGCCUCAGUGCUGCCUGAGGAAUGUCAAUGUCCUUGUUUUCACAACCAACUGAUUGUCAUGGUUGUCUACUCUUAUAAAGCUUUGUUUACCAGCUGCAUAACCACACACACACACACACACAGAGUCUUACUACACUUUUGUACGUAAACACAUUGACUAAUUUUGUCACACAAAGUUUCAUGUACUUGCCCCAAAAUUCUGACACGCGCGCGCGCGCGCACACACACACACACAGACACUUACAGCCAAAGUCCAGGCCCUGCUAAGGUAUUCAGAUUCAGUUUUUCCCACAUUCAGGUGGCAGCUGGCCUCUCCAAGCAAACGGCAUCAAAGCCAGAAUCCAUGAAGUGCUUAUUCUGCAGAAGGCUGCUUGCUAUUUUUACUCUUUGACACAAAAUAGAGGAAGAAAAAAAUAUAGAAUCCCGGGAAGCCAUGGUGUGUAUGCAGUACGCACAAACACACACACACACACACACACACACACACAGAGUAGGCCCGCUGCCAGCCAGCUUAUUUGGCAUAUUGGCGAGGCGUUUCGAGGAAUCUGAUGACUUUAUAAAGCAGAUGGGAUUUGCUGCUAAUGAAAUUGUGAAACGACGUGGUGCCUUGGGCUUUAGCGAAAUGCCUAACCUGCGUGCCAAUUCACCACGAUAAGGGGGUUCCUCAUCCUCCGGUAUCUUGCCUAAUUUGACUUUAAUGUCUGUGUGAAAUUUAACUACUCAAAGGGGUAAACAGUAGAACUACACAUUUGUUAUUUUCUGAGCAGUGGCGUGGAGCUGGUAGUUGUCGUUUUGUAGAAGUGAGACUGUAACCUAGGUUACAAUGCGUGACCUGCCCUGUACUAGUCAACCAAAACUGACUGCCGCUCAGAGAGCCCUGGGCAUUGAAGAAGUGAGCAAUUUCAGCUGCUCUCGCUGGGUUGCUCAAGUUGUGACAUGGAUUGAAGUUGACAAUUCACUUUUUCCCCCUCCCCUCCCUGCACCGAUCCCUGAUGGUCUGUCACAGCCUGCCGCUUGCACUGUGGGAAGUCAGAAUCCUCCCGCGUCUCACUACCAGUAUACUUUUAUAUUCUCCUAGAGGAAUUUCUAUUCUCAUUUGCAAAGGAAAGUAGCUAUGCUCAUUGUUUAACUCUUCAGGUCUGUACAACAAAUUGCAUUAAGACUCACUGAUUAGAUAUGGCUUGACUUUAUUAUCCAAUUCCUUUGUAUCAGACGUGACAUUCCAAUAUCCAAAGCAGAGGUGGCCAACCCUUCCUGGAGAGCUAUUGGGUGUGGAGGCUUUUGCUCCAGCCCUGCUCUAACACAUCAGCGAAUCAAUGUCCUGCAGUUGAACCAAAUGUGUUAGAGCAUGACUGGUGCAAAAGUCUGCACACCCAAUAGCUUUACAGAAGGAGGCUUGACCAUCCAUGAUCUAGAAGAAUAAAAAACACAUCUAGCCUCAACAAUAUAAUUAUUAAAGACAAUCUUAUUUCACGGAUUGAUUGACAUCUAAGGUUACUUUUGCUCCUCUCCCUAUGACAGGAUUACCUGGGAGGCUCAUUAUAUAUAUAGUUGAAGUCGGAAGUUUACAUACGCCAAAUACACUUAAACUCAGUUUUUCACAAUUCCUGACAUUUAAACCUAGUAUAAAUUCCCUGUCCUAGGUCAGUUAGGAUCACCACUUUAUUUUAAGAAUGUGAAAUGUCAGAAUAAUAGUAGAGAGAAUGAUUUAUUUCAGCUUUUAUUUCUUUCAUCACAUUCCCAGUGGGUCCGAAGUUUACAUACACUCAAUUAGUAUUUGGUAGCAUUGCCUUUAAAUUGUUUAACUUGGGUCAAAUGUUUCGGGUAGAAUAAGUUGGGUGAAUUUUGUCCAUUCCUCCUGACAGAGCUUGUGUAACUGAGUCAGGUUUCUAGGCCUCCUUGCUCGCACAUGCUUUUUCAGUUCUGCCCACAAGUUUUCAAUAAGAUUCAGGUCAGGGCUUUGUGAUGGCCACUCCAAUACCUUGACUUUGUUGUCCUUAAGCCAUUUUGCCACAACUUUGGAAGUAUGCUUGUGGUCAUUGUCCAUUUGGAAGACCCAUUUGCGAGCAAGCUUUAACUUCCUGACUGAUGUCUUGAUGUUGCUUCGAUAUAUCCUAAUAUAUCAAUAUAGCCUCAUGAUGCCAUCUAUUUUGUGAAGUGCACCAGUCCCUCCUGCAGCAAAGCACCCCCACAACAUGAUGCUGCCACCCCUAGUGCUUCACGUUUGGGAUGGUGUUCUUCGGCUUGCAAGCGUUCCCCUUUUUCCUCCAAACAUAACGAUGGUCAUUAUGGCCAAACAGUUAUAUUUUUGUUUAAUCAGACCAGAGGACGUUUCUCCAAAAAGUAUGACUUUGUCCCCAUGUGUAGUUGCAAACCGUAGUCUGUCUUUUUUAUGAGGGUUUUGGAGCAGUGGCUUCUUCCUUGCUGAGCGGCCUUUCGGGUUAUGUCGAUAUAGGACUCAUUUUACUGUGGAUGUAGAUACUUUUGUACCUAUUUUCUCCCGCAUCUUCACAGGGUCCUUUGCUGCUGUUCUGGGAUUGAUUUGCUCUUUUCGCACCAAAGUACGUUCAUCUCUAGGAGACAGAACACGUCUCCUUCCUGAGUGGUGUUACUGCUGCGUGGUCCCAUGGUGUUUAUACUAGUAUACUAUUGUUUGUACAGAUGAACGUGGUACCUUCAGGCGUUUGGAAAUUGCUCCCAAGGAUGACCCACACUUGUGGAGGUCUACAAUUUUAUUUCUGAGGUCUUGGCUGAUUUCUUUUGAUUUUCCCAUGAUUUGAAGAUAGGCCUUGAAAUACAUCCACAGGUACACCUCCAAUUGACUGAAAUGUCAAUUAGCCUAUCAGAAGCUUCUAAAGCCAUGACAUCAUUUUCUGGAAUUUUCCAAGCUGUUUAAUGGCAGUCAACGUAGUGUAUGUAAACUUCUGACCCACUGGAAUUGUGAUUAAGUGAAAUAAUCUGUAAACAGUUGUUGGAAACAUUACUUGUGUCAUGCAUAAAGUUGAUGUCCUAACCGACUUGUCAAAACUAUAGUUUGUUAACAAGAAAUUUGUGGAGUGGUUGAAAAACGAGUUUUAAUGACUCCAACCUAACUUACGACUUCAACUGUGUGUGUGUGUAUGCAUAUAUAUAUGCUAUUUUUGGUUGUUAAGUGGUUGUCUCAGACCAGAGCGCUGCCAGGCUAGCUUGCUGUUGCCCCUUGUGAGUGGGGUCUCUGCCACAGCAGGUAGAAUUAGGCCAUGGUCACCACUGUGCAGCCCCUGCCAAAACUAAUCUCAGCCCCAUAUCUCUGACAGCGACAUCCCCGACCCAUACCCCACCCUUAUGUUAGUAUGAAUUUGUUUAGAAUAGUAAUGUAGUUUUGUUUAUAAUAGUAUUUGUUAACACUGUGUGUGUGUGUGCACAGCUGUGCCUUUAUUAUAUGUGCCUCAGUGAGUGUGUGAGAUCCAGUGUGGUGAUUUUGGCAGCACUGCAAUCUAAUCACAUUCUCACAGGGAGUGGUGGUGAGAUGCUUUGCUCCAAAUGCUUCAGCCACCUGCCCCCCUCUCCUCCUACCCUGGACACACACACACACACACACCCACACACACUACCCUGGACAGCCAGACGCAGUGGCCCAGCCGGGUCACCACGGGGCCUGCUGGCUCUAAUAGGUGUGAUUUGAGGAGGCAGGAGGCAGCUGGAUGUGGGGGGAAUUGACACCCCAUCAUCGCCAAGGGAACUAGGGGGAUAGGGGAGGGGGUGGGACACUUGGAGUCAGCGGUUUCCACGCCAACCACUCAGCGGGGUUAAUUACUUUACCAGCCAGGUGCCCUGGCCACUGAUGGCCAAUGGCUGUGUCUGUCCUGCGCUUCAUUCAGUUCUCUCUUCUUUAUGCUACCUGACUUCUGUCAACAAUCCCUGAGAGAGGGAACCAAUCAGAGUGCACCGAGCGAGCCCACCAGGUUGUCACCUGGUGAUGUGAAAAGUGUAACUUUCUGCUCGGUGGAUGACGGGUCUGUCAUUAUCUCUCAUGGGGAGGUGGAAAAACAAUGUGAAAUGUCUUGUCAGAUCUUUUUUCCUGCUUGUUUGUCACCCACGCAUGGAUGAGCCAUACACCUCGUUCCCACCCUUGUGCGAGCAACUGGUUAUUGAACAAUGUUGUGAUUAUUACAUUACGUCUAUUCGCUCGGAUCCCUAUACGUCAGUGCAAUGGCUUCGAUGAUACUGUCCUUGAUUAAAGAAGCAAAUAAAGCAGCCGCCCGUUAGCAUUAACAUUAGCAUCAAUCACCCAAACCCAACAUCAACCUCCACGAAUGUCCUAGAUAUACUGUAGAGUUACGUCUCUCCACUGUUAUUUAUUACAUUCAAUUACAUGUGUCGUGCUUCCCCACAAGGGCAAAGUCCCAGGGAAACAACACGCGGAACCGCUCGGGUUGUUGCUUUUUAUGGCCUUAUUUAUAUUCAAUUUGAUUUGUUUAUGCACAGGGAAUUGAGUUGGAGAAUCCGUGGGCAGUUAUGCAAAUUAUUUUUGUAAAUCACCCAAGUUGAGUAGCUAAUCGCGUCGUGUCGAGUGGCGCCUCGCUCGACUUUAGACACUUCCAUCCCGUCGCUCUUCUACAUUUGUUGACGGGGGUUCUUUAUCCAUUGUGACCUACCUUGCAGUUUCCGCUUUUUCUUUCUGGAAACGAGCGACCGCGGCACCUAAAUGGCUCCAAGGGCCCCAGUGAGGCCGGCGUCAGAUGACGUUAUGGAUGGAGGGGGAGUUGUGGUGGGCCGAUAAGCAGAGGCCACGCCGGGGGGUCAGCACACUGUCAAGGUGUAGUCCUACAGUGCGAUCUCUAUUAAGAUAAGAGGGUGAGCUGGAGCUAUAAGAGGAGACAUGAACCACAGAUCUAGCCCAUGCAUUAAGGGGACAGACCAGCUAAUCCUGUCCUGCAUGACUAUUCUGUUAGUGCCGUUGUGCCUGAUGAGCUAAAUCAAGUGCAACUACGAUAUUUUGAAUACAUAUUCUACCCAGGUCUGGAUAGGAAUGAGUUUGACUGAUAUGUUUGGAGCUUCUACAGGAUAGUCAAUUGACAUGUGUUAUUGAGUAUCCUUCAACCCCCCUCCUACUCAAUCUUUGGCAUAACUAUUGAAAAUGUAUGUUGUGCCUGUCUGUGUGCCCUCUCCUUGCUGAGAGAAGCCCCAUCAUGCACAUUGGCACAUUGUUGUCAGAGCGUUUCAAUGCCCACCCUACCUAGAGUUGGCUGCUCCAGUGCAUCGCCUCAGGGCAUCACUACCUGCAGGGCCGCCAUUACUCCAGUGUGUGACAACCAUCUUUAGAAACUGCCAGCUUUGUCAUCUAGAACUCCCACACACUCCCUCUUGAUCAUUGCAACACUGUCUCACUCAGGCAAAAUGAGCCAUCCAACAACCUGGUUAGUCACUCGCUUUGUUAUGGCUGGUGUUUUAAAAUGAGAUCGGGAUGACUAGAGCUAAAUGUUGAAGGGGGAAAAAACACUUAUUUUUCUAGUGUGAGUAAUGGUUGAGCUAUUUCUGUCAAAUGAAAUGACACACCUGCAUGAGCAAAGUCACGCAUUAAGCCUUUAAAAGCAGGUUAGGGCAUCACAUUGAGCUAACACAUCAUUCCAGACCACACAGUUGCCAAGAGAGAUGUAUACAGUGGAUGUAGGAGAGUUAGCGUUAGCUCACACAGUGCUGAUGAGUCAACCAGCUUUAGCUCGCUUAAUGUAAUGUGACAACAAGCAGACAUAUCCACAUCAAUUUGUGUGUCUAUAGUUAGAAUGAUUGAAAUUGGGACACCGGCAUAUAAAACCUUUUCUAUCUAUAUCUGAAAGGAUAAGGGGUGAAAAUCCUAAUAUAUAAUUUUGAUAUUUAUGUGGUUUCCCCAUCUAAGGUGCUCAUCAGCACUGACCUUUAACAUUUCAAAUGUGGCUAACUUUGUGAUUAAACCAUGGAUAUUGCUGCCACUUUAUGAAAUAAUGCUGCAAUUCAUGCAUGGGCAUAGGGUGACUUAUUUUCCACAGUGAUUGUCCUUUAAUAAAGGAAUACUGUGACAUUUUGGCAAUUAAGCCCUUUUUUUCUACUGGAAGUCUUCAGGAACAACUAGCAUGCUAGCUGUUCCUGUAGACUUCAAGGUAUUGCGCUAACACUCGUUAGUAAUGGCUCCAGAAACUGCCUUCCACUUCCUUCAAACUGCAAGCAGAGACAUAACAAUGGUAUCCAGGAGUUCAUUGGACUCUGGGAAGAAAAAAAGGCUUAAUUUCCAAAAUGUCACACUAUCCCUUUGAAUAUUUAUAACUUAUGAUUGGCUAAAUAAGUGCUUUAACUUGCCCUAUGUACAAAAAAAGUUUUUUUUUAUUGUAAGGUGAGUAGGGCAGCUGUUUUAACUGUGUGAUUUGGAGAUUUGUCGUUUCCCAAAGCUGUCUGUCUCCUACAGUGGUCCUGUAAAAUGUGAUGGUGUUCUUGUUAUUUAAUUGUAUAUUACGCAGAUAUUUUGUUUCUUUUCAGUGUAUGAAUGCAUUCAGAUUCUAAAUAGACAUAUCAGGACUAGACAUUAACAAAAUACAAUAUGUUUACAUUAAAGGAGCAAUCUGCAGUUGUUCAUCCAUUUUUGGACUUCUGAAUUAAUGAAAUAAACCUAUUGAUUCUUGAAGAAUAUAACUUAGAAAUGUCUCAUGAGCUUAGUUCAAAUGUCGUACCCCACCAGAACCCAGAAUAUAAGCUUGCUUCACUCCAAUGUUUGUAAACGUAAACAAACACUAUAUAGCCUCAACAUGGUUCAAACUAUAAUUUUGAUUUCACGGAUGGUCAGUCCUUGCAUCCAUAGCCCUGCCUAUACAUUUUAGAGUGGUUACAUUUCUCCAGCCCUAUCCCUCAACUUUUUACCGAAACGGGUGAGGUCGCAUUGUUUCAACUGCUGAGUGACGCUUUAAAUAAAUGUUUAUUUCAUGAAUGUACACUGAACAAAAAUAGUGUAUAAACACAACAUGUAAAGUGUUUGUCCCAUGUUUCAUGAGCUGAAAUAAAAGAUCCCAGAAAUGUUC